AACUUCCGACUUCCGGUCGGGCCGCCAUCUCGCCGUGAGACAGCAGGAGCAGAGUCGGCGAUGUCGUCCUGUGCAGCCGUGUCUUGGGGCCCCAGCCGAAACCCGGUGAUGGAGCCGCACAGCGCCGGCCCCGUGCAGCUGCGGUUCUCGCCUUACGCUUUCAACGGAGGUACAAUAUUGGCAAUCGCUGGAGAAGAUUUUUCAAUUGUUGCUUCUGAUACUCGAUUGAGUGAAGGCUUUUCCAUCCACAGCCGGGACAGCCCUAAAUGUUACAAAUUAACAGAUAAAACAGUCAUUGGAUGCAGUGGUUUCCAUGGAGAUUGUCUUACCCUGACGAAGAUUAUCGAAGCAAGACUAAAGAUGUACAAGCACUCCAACAACAAGGCCAUGACCACGGGGGCCAUCGCCGCGAUGCUGUCCACGAUCCUCUACUCGCGGCGCUUCUUCCCCUACUACGUCUACAACAUCAUCGGGGGCCUGGACGAGGAAGGGAAGGGGGCUGUGUACAGCUUCGACCCGGUGGGGUCCUACCAGAGGGACUCCUUCAAGGCCGGAGGGUCGGCGAGCGCCAUGCUGCAGCCCCUGCUCGACAACCAGGUGGGCUUCAAGAACAUGCAGAAUGUGGAGCACGUCCCGCUGACCUUGGACAGGGCCAUGCGGCUCGUGAAGGACGUCUUCAUCUCUGCCGCCGAGAGGGACGUGUACACGGGGGACACGCUCAGGAUCUGCAUCGUGACCAAGGGCGGCAUCCGGGAGGAGAGCGUCCCCCUGAGGAGGGACUGAGGCCCUCGGGAGCGGCCCCACUGCCGCCCGC
This is a messenger RNA of Phyllostomus discolor (pale spear-nosed bat), 814 nucleotides long. RefSeq names its product proteasome 20S subunit beta 1 (gene PSMB1). The record is from RefSeq and is a predicted model, not a curated record. NCBI's taxonomy places the organism in Eukaryota, Metazoa, Chordata, Mammalia, Chiroptera, Phyllostomidae. Gene Ontology annotation, cellular component: proteasome core complex. The transcript is spliced from 7 exons. Bases 61 to 783 code for a protein of 240 amino acids.